AUGUACAAUCGUUCUUUUGCAAUGCAUUUGGCAAGUGCUUUUGCUGUUCUCUUAAUCUUUGCUGCCCUAACAGAUGGACAUCCGAUGAGGCCUAACUUUCGUUAUUCCAAAAAACAACGAGAUGAAUUCAAAAGAGCAAGAGUAGAAAUGGAUAACUCUAAAAAUGAAAUUAAACGUUUAACACAUUUGCAUCGUCAACAUACAGAGGCAAUAGAAGCAUCAAAGAAGGCUGAAGUGCAUUUUGGUCAUUCGAAUCAUAAGGAAUGGACGAAUAAAUACGCACAACUUCAACGGGCAGAGACCAAUAUAGGCAGACAUGAAAGGAUGGCAAACAUCUUAGAAGAACAUCAUAAUCCAAUCAGUCAAGCUUUGAGGGAAAGGGCCGACAAAUUGAAACAGAUGCCUCCACAGAUUCAGAAUGAAAUGGCAAUGCUUAAAAAGCAUAGCAAGCACAAUCCCGAACUAGAAGAUACUCAUUACUUUGAAGAUCAACGAAAACGUCGAAAAUAUGAUGAAGAUAUUACCCGGCAUUCUGAUCGCUCUUUAAAAAAUGCUGGUUAUCUUUUAGAUCAUAAUCAGCCUUAUCACUAG
Molecule: messenger RNA, 591 nt
Organism: Meira miltonrushii
Lineage: Eukaryota; Fungi; Basidiomycota; Exobasidiomycetes; Exobasidiales; Brachybasidiaceae
Exons: 1
Coding region: 1-591 (196 amino acids)
Source: RefSeq, a predicted model, not a curated record